AUGAAUAAUAACAAUCAAUACAACCAACAAGAUGUCGAUGAUCCAGAUAUCCCCAAGACUGCAGUAAAUAAAAAAGAUACUACUGCUGUUAAUGCCAGCAGUUUAUGCCAACCAAAUGAAUUUUUAAGAGAUGAUGACACUCCUGAAUGUUGGGACUUAAAACAAGCAAAAUAUUUCAGCGAAGAAUAUCCAUGGCUGUAUUUUAAAAACAAAAAGUUGGGUUGUAAUAUAUGCCAUGAUUUAAAUUUAAAUCUUAAUAAGAAUCAAGGAUCUCAUGUGCAUGUAUCUUCCAACUGGAUUCAAUGUGACAUUGUUCCAUCUGGAAAUAGUAUAUCCAAGCAACAAGCUAGUUUGAGAAAAAAGAUCACCAAGCAUAAGUGUAGUCAAUCACAUAUCAGUGCAGAGAACACAAUUAAACGCAGUAAACUAGAAAUUAUGGAUAAACAA
Sipha flava (yellow sugarcane aphid) is the source of this 447-nucleotide messenger RNA. Its product is annotated as E3 SUMO-protein ligase KIAA1586-like. The record is from RefSeq and is a predicted model, not a curated record. The annotation marks the transcript as partial. The transcript has 3 exons. NCBI's taxonomy places the organism in Eukaryota, Metazoa, Arthropoda, Insecta, Hemiptera, Aphididae.